ACCCAUAUUUUAAGGUAAAUAUAUCAUGUUUAUAUUUUAUAUUUGAUAGUAGUUUAGUAUAAAUAUAUUUUAAGGUAAAUGUCUUUGAGAGAGAUAUUGUUAAUUUCAAGAUUGUAUUGAGGCACUUGAUGGAACACAUGUUUGUAUCAAAGUGUCUGAGGAUGCACGAAGAUAUCGAGUUUAAACCUACGGCCAAGAAGUGGAUGACAACACCUAUACCCAGCUACUCUAAGAUGACACAACUUUGGACUAAAGAUAGAGUAAAAGGUGAUCAUGAUGAAAUUGUAAAGGAGAGGCGUGCUGGGUAUGCUGCAUCGACCACUAUUGAUGAGAUUGAUAAUUUGGUAUCUCAAAAUGAAGUUUCUUUGGAGAAUUUUGAAGUCGAAGAUGAUCAGAGGUCACUAGAAAUUAAUGUUGUACGUUCUCGAGUGUCAUCACAAGAUGCAAUGUCUUCUAAAAGCAAGAAAAGAAGACUGGCAGAAGAUGAUAAACUUAGGAAUGUAAUUUCCCAGUCAUUUGAUAUUGUAUCAAUGGAAAUUGAUAGGAUAAUUGAGGUUAUGGCAAAGUGCUUUUCAAAGUCAUAUGGAGCAGAAGUUCAUGUAGCUUUGGGCGUAUUAGACUUGGAUCUAAUAUCAAGGACUAAGACCUACAUAUUUUUUUUAUGGAAAAUCCAACGUAUAAGGAGAUGUUCUUUGGUUGCCCAGAUCAUGAGCACAAAUGUGUCCUAUUGACAUUGAUGUCUAAGCCUAAAAAUUAUAACGUGUGGGAUUUCUUGGCCAACUUUAGAUUUGCUUUAUGUUGUUAUUUUGUU
Molecule: messenger RNA, 811 nt
Organism: Quercus robur (English oak)
Lineage: Eukaryota; Viridiplantae; Streptophyta; Magnoliopsida; Fagales; Fagaceae
Exons: 2
Coding region: 129-731 (200 amino acids)
Source: RefSeq, a predicted model, not a curated record